UGUUCCUGUGGGGAUUGCGCGCUAAAACAGCUGUCUUUUUCUAGAUUUUUUUUUAUUAAUUAUUGCACAUCUUUGUAGUGCAAUGCGGCGAAGUCGUGCCCACGCGCGAAUUGAUAGCUUCACCUUUAGAUUCGCUAUUAAAUGGGUGUUGAUCUCUAACAGCUGUUAGGUGCGCUCCUCGUGUGGACAUUUAGGAAGAUCUCAACAAAUUCACGGUUAUAGUGAGAUAAGUACACAUAUUUGUUGUUAUAGAGCACCAGCUGAUAUAAUUUACGGUUUAUGUCUUACGGGCGUACAGCAAUCAUUCAGAUACAGAAAGAGACCGAGAGACCUAACAUGGCUCAGACCUCACAGGAUCAGGGAGCAAUAGGAAUAAUUGACCCAGAUGAGGAUUCUCCAAACAUGAUUGUCUACAGAAAGAUUGAGGACAUCGUCACACACCUCCAAGAUGAAACAGAAGGUGUACCUGUCAGAACGGUGAAGAGCUUCCUGUCAAAGAUUCCCAGUGUAGUCACAGGUUCAGAUAUUGUUCAGUGGAUGAUGAAAAACCUCAACAUAGAUGACCCGGCGGAGGCUAUUCAUAUUGGCAGCCUGAUCGCUGCCCAAGGCUACAUAUUUCCAAUCUCUGACCAUGUUCUCACCCUCAAGGAUGAUGGGACAUUUUACCGCUUUCAGGCUCCAUAUUUUUGGCCCUCUAAUUGCUGGGAGCCUGAGAACACAGACUAUGCCAUCUAUCUGUGCAAGCGGACCAUGCAGAACAAAACCCGUUUGGAGCUGGCAGACUAUGAAGCUGAGAAUCUAGCGCGGCUUCAGAGGGCUUUUGCCAGAAAGUGGGAGUUUAUCUUCAUGCAGGCUGAAGCACAGGUCAAGAUCGACAGGAAAAAGGACAAGACGGAGAGAAAGAUUCUGGAUAGUCAAGAAAGAGCCUUCUGGGAUGUUCACCGCCCUGUGCCAGGAUGUGUCAACACCACAGAGAUGGACAUCAGAAAGUGUCGCCGCCUAAAGAAUCCCCAAAGAGUUAAAAAGUCAGUGUAUGGUGUAGUGGAUGAUACACAGACGCAGAGUCCUGUACACACACCCUUACAACAGUGCAACAAAGACACCAGAGAAGAUGUAGAGAAAGAGAUCCUGUUCUUGAACACUCAGUUGGAUCGACACUGUAUGAAAAUGUCCAAAGUAGCUGAGACAUUGAUGAGCUACACAGAGCAGUAUCUUGACUACGACCCUUUUGUAACAACACCAGACCCAUCUAACCCCUGGGUCGGCGAUGACGUCACGUUUUGGGAGACAGAGGCCAGUAAGGAACCGAGUCAACAGCGAGUAAAGAAGUGGGGCUUCUCACUGGAUGAGGUUUUAAAGGACCCAGUGGGCCGUGAGCAGUUCCUUAAAUUCUUGGAGUCUGAAUUCAGCUCUGAAAACCUCCUGUUCUGGUUGGCCGUGCAGGAUCUGAAGUGCCGCCCCCUGCAGGAAGUGCCAGUUCGUGCCCAGGAGAUCUGGCAGGAGUUUCUUGCAGAAGGAGCUCCCAACGCAAUCAAUCUGGACUCGCACAGCUACGAACGCACCAGUCAGAAUUUAAAAGACGCCGGACGUUAUAGUUUUGAAGAUGCCCAGGACCACAUUUACAAGCUGAUGAAGAGUGACAGCUACCCUCGAUUCUUGCGCUCCAAUGCUUACCAGGAUCUUCUAUUGGCUAGAAAGAAGCUUGAGACUGAACAAGGCCGCCGUACAUCAUUGGAGAAAUUCACUCGCAGUGUGGGCAAAUCUCUGACAGGUAAACGACUGACUGGCCUCAUGCAGUCAUCCUGACAAGUCUUUAUCUUCGAGAUGUCCAGCCCCAUCCUGAGAAACUGGAAUAUGUUGGGGUUGAAGCAUUGUGCCCAUGAUGGGCCACAUGUAUGGACCAGCCUCUCUCUAAAACCCACCCAAACAUCGCACAGCUACGGACUCUAGAUGGCAGCAUGCAAUAAAAAUCUCCAAACCGUGACCGUGUUGACUGAGUGACUGCAAAGAGAAAUGUCAGACUUCCCAGUACCAUCUACAGCACCAUUAUAAGUUUAUUUGAUACUUAUAGCCACAGAGAAGCAAGGACGGGACUGAUCGCUCACCGCUGGAUGUCCUGCACCAAUUCAACCUCUUCAUUUUCAUUGUACCCAUGGGAAUCGAUAAGGUAUGCAGUAAUUGAUGUAAAGUACAUCAUACGCAUUUGGAUGAAGAGAGGAUGUGUCUCAAAUCUUCAGAGCAUUCCAAAGGAGUGGGGAAAGUGAAAAGGGCUUUCAACGGCUGUGUUUCCUCGGUUAAUGUCUUUUCAUACUGUCUCUCUCUCAUCAUGUACUUGCUGAAUAUGGAGUAUGGACGUGGAGGUGAUGAUGAGGUUCAACACAGCGCAGUGUUAUUUUAAUGCUCCUGCCAUUUUGGAGAAAGUACUCUGUUGAUGGAGAAGAAUUUAUAUUAUAGUCUUUGUUUUACUCACCUAUAUAGCACAUGAUGUAGUAAUAUGUCUACCAGGAGAUGUACCUUUUAGACUCAGUUUUAUUGAGGAAUAAAGAAUUAGCUAUGAGAUAACCAGGAA
Misgurnus anguillicaudatus (oriental weatherfish) is the source of this 2569-nucleotide messenger RNA. It is a transcript of the gene rgs6, whose product is annotated as regulator of G protein signaling 6. Gene Ontology annotation, biological process: intracellular signal transduction; positive regulation of GTPase activity; regulation of G protein-coupled receptor signaling pathway. Gene Ontology annotation, molecular function: GTPase activator activity. The record is from RefSeq and is a predicted model, not a curated record. Gene Ontology annotation, cellular component: cytoplasm; neuron projection. Lineage: Eukaryota; Metazoa; Chordata; Actinopteri; Cypriniformes; Cobitidae.